Molecule: messenger RNA, 1587 nt
Organism: Acanthamoeba castellanii str. Neff
Lineage: Eukaryota; Discosea; Longamoebia; Acanthamoebidae
Product: ammonium transporter subfamily protein
Exons: 14
Coding region: 1-1587 (528 amino acids)
Biological process (GO): ammonium transmembrane transport; ammonium homeostasis
Cellular component (GO): membrane
Molecular function (GO): ammonium channel activity
Source: RefSeq, a predicted model, not a curated record
AUGACAACGAGAGCAGGCCUGCUCGAUCGACCGCCAGAGAUGCUGCAAUCACAAUUGAGAAGAGAUUGUUCCACAGAUGUAUAUAAUUCGACGCCUCAAAGUGUAUCACGCUCACCACUGCAGCUGCUUUCCUCAUCUCCAACUCUGCCAUCAACUUCAUCAAAUUCAUUUCCCUCUACUCCACUCCCCCUGCCAAGUAGCGCCUCCGCCAUCCUCAUCUUCCUCUGCUGCUUCGCCUCCCUGGCGAUUCGAGGAGCCGACGCUGGAUCGCAGCAGGCGAAGCCUGCACCAGCUCCCUCGGACGACACGACCGCCAUCGACACCGGGUGGCUGCUCAUGUCGUCCUACCUCGUCUUCUGGUUCGCCAUGGUGGAGGCCGGCACGACGCGAGCAAAGAACAUCAAGAACAUCCUGCUCAAGAACCUGGUCGAUACCGGCGUGGCAUCGAUGGUCUGGUUCGGGAUCGGCCACGCUUUUGCCUUUGGCGAUGGCAACGGGUUCAUUGGAACGAGAUACUUUUUCCUAUACAACUAUGACGACUACCCGUACUUCAUGUUCCAGUGGGCAUUUGCAACGACCGCCGUCUCCAUCAUCAGCGGCUCGUUGGCCGAGCGAACCCAGUUCACGUCCUUCCUGAUCUCGACGGCCAUCGUCGCCGGCUGGGUCUACCCCAUCAUCGCCCACUGGGCGUGGUCCGAUGCCGGUUGGCUACGCAACCUCGGCGCCAAUGGCUUCAUCGACUACGCCGGUGGUGGUGUGGUCCACAUGGUUGGCGGUGGUGUGGGGUUGGUGGGCGCCAUCGUGGUGGGUCCACGUAUGGGCCGAUUCGACUCUGCGCAAAAGGAUGGGUGCUGCUUCUCGCUCAAGCGACCUAAGGUGCACGACAUCCCCGGUCACAACUCGCCUCUGAUUGCUCUGGGCAUAUUCAUCCUCUGGUUUGGAUGGUUUGGGUUCAAUUCCGGGUCCACGCUCGGCCUUUCGCUUGGGCGACACAGCCUGGCCGGCCGCAUUGCCGUCAACACGGCCAUGGCCAGCACCGCUGCCUGUCUCUCCUCUCUCAUGCUCAUCAGGUUCCUCACUGGUCAGUACAACCUCGAGGCCAGCUGCAACGGCCUGCUUACCGGCGCGGUGGCCGUGACCUCCUCCUGCGCUGUCAUUGAGCCUUGGGCCGCUGUCUUCAUCGGAGUCGGGGGCGGCUUCGUGUACUAUGCCGCGCGCGAGCUUCUGCUCUGUUUACGCAUCGACGACCCGCUCGAGGCCGCGCCCGUCCACUUCUUUGGCGGGAUGUGGGGCCUGCUCUGUAUCGGUUUCUUCGCCCAGCAGGCCUACGUGACGAGCGCCUACGGCUCCGACACAGUCUAUGGCCUUUUCCACGGGGGCGGUGCCGAGCAACUGGGCAUCCAGUUGUGCGGAAUUGUGGUCAUCGUGGUGUGGGUCACGCUGUGGUCCCUGCCCAUGUUCCUUGUUCUCCGCUACUUCCACAAGCUUCGUGUGUCGCACGAGGUGGAAGUGACGGGACUGGACAUCACCAAGCACGGAGGCUCGGCCUAUCCCUACUUUGUCCAAACAGGGUCUGUUGAUGGUUGA